This is a messenger RNA of Iphiclides podalirius (scarce swallowtail), 1350 nucleotides long. NCBI's taxonomy places the organism in Eukaryota, Metazoa, Arthropoda, Insecta, Lepidoptera, Papilionidae. The record is from the annotation of a GenBank genome assembly.
AUGGAUGAAGUAUUAACGUUGCAAAGAGAAAAGUUUUACGCCUGCCACAGUUUCAAGAAACAACCAACAAUGCAGGACGUUGAGAUCGUGUACACGUGGGAGAUGGAUUUCAAUAGGAGCACGCUCGGCGUAUCCACUUUGCUUGUGCCCAAAACGCCCACACCGACUACUUCAAACUCUGUGACAAUGCCACAAUGGGCGCACAACUCCUGGGUGUGUCUUUUCGCAGCCAUGCUGGCGGUCGCGAUCGGCGGUAACGCCAUUGUCAUCUGGAUUGUAACAGCUCAUCGAAGAAUGCGAACAGUAACAAACUACUUUCUGGUUAAUCUGUCAUUCGCCGACUUAAUGAUGGCGUCCCUCAAUUGUCUCUUCAACUUUAUCUACAUGUUGCAUAGUGACUGGGUGUUUGGAGUGCGGUAUUGUCAAUUGAGCAAUUUCAUUGCCAACGUGACUGUUGCUGCCAGCGUUUUCACGCUGACGGGUAUCUCCUUCGAUAGGUAUCAAGCAAUUGUUAGGCCAAUGCGACCUAGAAUGUCCAAAACCUGUUCCCUCGUAAUGAUCGCCGGAAUUUGGAUAAGUGGAAUGCUUCUGGCCGUACCAUGUCUGCUCUAUUCUACAACAAAGGAAUACCGGUCGAAAGGCACUUUAAAAACCGCCUGUUUGCUGUCCUGGCCUGAUGGCUUACCCGAUGUUUCGUAUAUGGAUUUUGUGUAUCAAGUUCUCUUUUUUGUGGUAACAUAUGCGGUACCGAUGGUGGGAAUGACAUUUUUCUAUUCGGCCAUGGGUCGAGUUUUGUGGGGAUCACGUUCCAUCGGAGAGCUCACUCAACGCCAAGUGGAUUCUAUUCGUUCGAAGCGAAAGGUCGUGAAAAUGUUCAUUUUAGUGAUCGUCAUUUUCGGAAUCUGCUGGCUGCCGUAUCACUCUUACUUUAUCUACACUCACUUCUAUCCCUCCAUUUUGUACAUGAAGUACGUCCAACACGUUUACCUCGGAUUCUACUGGCUUGCCAUGGCGAAUGCUAUGGUCAAUCCCAUAAUUUAUUAUUGGAUGAACGCCAAGUUCCGUUCGUAUUUCCGAACGGCAAUACUAUGCCGUUGGCGAGAUACGUGCUUCCGCCGGAAACGUCCUUUGCCAGAGUCACCGCCGGACUGCAUAUCGCACUCCGGGAGUCGAUCCCGAUCAGGUAUAGAGGAACGCAACGAUUCAAGAGGAAGUGUGGCAGGCGGAUGGCCGCGCCGGCCGUAUCUGGACCUCCACCCGCCAAGGUUGCAGAAACCGAGUUCGCUUGCUAGCUGCCCCAAGUGCCCCAACAGCACAUACUACGACGCAUACAUCCACGGCCGAAAAGUG